AACAAAAAAAAAAGGAAAAAAAACUAACGUGGAAGAUGUGGUAAGUUUACCAAUCCAAUUUAAAACAAUGGCAUCAUCAUCAUCAUCUGCAGCAGCUUUCAGUUUCCCUGGUGCUGGUGGCCUAAUCUCCAGCAGAGACAGAGCAGCAGAAACGAAGUUACUGCAACUAAGACCAUCAGCAAGAGCAAGAAAUGUACAGAAUCGGAUAUCAUCAAAAUCAUUUGAUCCGGUAAAAGCAGCAGCUUCAGGUGGAGUUCCACUCCCGCCAUUGGAUUUGACUGAAGAAAAUAUUGAACUCGUCUUGGCUGAUGCACGCGUUGAGCUUGGUCAGCUUUUUGACACAUCAGUUGGCAUAACAGGCCAAGUUGAACUAUCAGAAUUGGAUGGACCCUUUGUGAAGAUUAGUCUCAAAGGUCGAUUUUGGCACAAACGCUCCACGGUUGUUGCCAGGCUCGGCAAUUAUUUGAAGCAAAGAAUCCCUGAGAUCCUGGAGGUCGAGAUUGAAGAUGAGAAACAAUUAGAUGACAGCCCUGAAAACUUUUGAGAGUCUAUUCUUUCAUAAUAACUUUUUUUUAAUUUUAAUUUAAGCCUUCUUAUUAGUAUUGGCAGUUCA
This is a messenger RNA of Hibiscus syriacus, 613 nucleotides long. RefSeq lists its product as uncharacterized. The record is from RefSeq and is a predicted model, not a curated record. The transcript has 4 exons. NCBI's taxonomy places the organism in Eukaryota, Viridiplantae, Streptophyta, Magnoliopsida, Malvales, Malvaceae. The coding region runs from base 68 to 544 and encodes 158 amino acids.